This is a messenger RNA of Dreissena polymorpha, 437 nucleotides long. Its product is annotated as hepatic lectin-like. The coding region runs from base 50 to 343 and encodes 97 amino acids. Lineage: Eukaryota; Metazoa; Mollusca; Bivalvia; Myida; Dreissenidae. The transcript is spliced from 4 exons. The record is from RefSeq and is a predicted model, not a curated record.
AGCUAUCUUAAAUAUUUGUAACACUAUUAGAAAAACAAGAAUAAUAACGAUGCCUUGGAAAACGGUUUUUUUGAAAGACCGAAUGCGCAUGUUUAAAGAUCACAAUUGGUGGCUCGGACUAACGGAUGAAGAUAUAGAAGGAGCCUGGAAAUGGUUCGACACGGAUGAGAUGGCAAAUUUUACAGAUUUUAUGCCGGGUGAUGGAGGGGACCACAACACUGAGGAUUGCGCAGCCUUUUGCCUUGGUUCUUAUGAUUAUCAUUGGUGCGAUGCCCCCUGCUCUUACCUCACAGCUGUGCUGUGUGAAACCAGAGAGCACGAAGAGGUAUCAGUUAUCGGAUGAUGAGCGCCAUGCACUGAAAACACACAGUCCUAAGACUUUCAUCAAGACUGUAUUGGUUACUUGUUUGACUUGUAACAUGGAAAAAUGUGUUUUC